AUGAGCACCGACGCCGCUGCCGUACGCGUUGAACUCAAGGCUUUCGAACGCGAUUUCAAGACCAAGCAUGGCAAAGACCCCUCUGUCGACGAUAUCAAAUCCGCCGGGAUGGCGGACAGAUACAAACUCUACAAAAAACUAUCCAAAGCCGAAAAAUCUGCUUCUACCUCUACCGCUCCUGCUCCUGCACCAACUCCCAAACACCCGAUCCCACCAAGCACCCCACCCCGUUCCGUUCCCCGUCCACCAACGACCUCUUCCAUCCUCCCCAAAUCACGCGCAGUUGUCCCCACCCAACCCGUCUCGAGUACCAACAACCCGUUCUCUCCCGUGAAAGACAAGUCGAAAGCCCAACGAUCGCAUGCACAUGCUGCUUCUGCGAAAGUCGAUCGUAGACUUCCUAAUCCUUUCGCCUCGCUUCGUAAACCUGAACCUGAGCAUUCAAGAUCUCCCUCUCCAGACCUCUUCCCCCCUAUCUCUCAACGUCAAGGCCAACCCUCUUCUUCCACGGUCACAUCACUCGGACUAGGCGAUCCAACCCUCAAUCACGCAAUAUCCAAAGCGCGCAAACGUCUCCGCGGCGAACUCGUCUCGCCUUCACCGAAGAAACAACGACUCUCUUCCUCUCUCUCCUCUUCUUUCUCUUCUUUCUCGUCCUCUCUGAUCACCGGCAAUGCCAAUACCAAGCCGUUCCGCAAGCUCGACUUUUUGGGGGCUCCUGAUAGUGAUAGUGAUGGCGAUGAAGGUGAGAGUGGGGGAAAGGGAGAGGGAGAGAGAGAGGGCCCAGGAUACUCUUCGUCGUUCAUCGCCCCUUCACCGCUCAAGCCCCCUCCCCGCGGCGCGAACUUCAUUCCUAUAUUCGAAGACGUGGACGAACUCGCUGUCACAGUGCCUUCCGCAAACGCAUCCUCCAAACCUGCUGCUACACCUCUCGCAAGCAAGUCUAUGCCGAAAUUGGGGGACUUGCGGCGCGCGUUUACGAGAGGUGGAAAUGGGAACGGGAACGGGAACGGGAAUAUCUUCGGGGCUAGUUCUCAAUCACAAUCACGACGCGGAAGAAGCGGAAGCAGGAGUGGAAGCAGGAGUGUUUCUGGCUCUUCGGGGGAGGAGGAGGAGUCUGGACUUGGACUUGGAAUUGUCCAGGAUUCUGGCAAUGUGAAGGGAAAGGGAAAGGGCAAGGUGGCUGCCCAAACAAAGACGAACACGAACGGGAAGAUGGAUGGGAAGAAGGAGACGAAACGCACGAGACAAAAACACGCACACGCACAUAUCAAUGGGUUCUCAUUCGGGAAGAUGAAUAACUUGCAUGCCAUUCUCGCCACCGCUGCUGAGACGUCCGAGGAACCUACGAAGGGGAAGGUCUCCUCAUCCAUCCCCACCUCCACCUCCACCUCCGCUAACAUAUCUAACUCGAAUCGUCGGACCUCCGUCAAACGCGCCCACCCCGACUCCUCGCACGAACCAGAAGCUUCAGCAUCAUCAUCGCGUCCCACCCCGACCCCUUCUCAAUUCCACUCUCAAUUCCAACUCCAAUCACAGCUCCUUCCACCCUCUCCUCCCCCCGCUACACACCCAGAUCCAUACUCCUCCACAAAAUCGAAAUACAAAGCCGCGGGUCCGGGGCGUAAGAAAGUCAAGUUAGGAAUAGAACACGACCACGACCACGCUGGAGACGGGGAUGGGGAGAGGGAUGGAGAUGAGGACGAGAGUUCAGAGGAGAACGGGAUGGAUAAUGUACAGGUCCGGGAAUGGAGGUGGCAGAAACAGGGGCUUCGGAGUAGGAGUGGUAAGAACGGGAUGGGGACUGGGACUGGUGAAGGCUCGGAUAUCGACAUCGACGAUCCCAUCCUUCGUUUCGCUUCCAUUUCCCGCGCAGCCCUCGUCGCUUCCUCUUCCCAUCCCACCCAAAACUCUGCACAACACGCACCCACCUCGGACGCCCCGAUAUCCAUCUCCCUCCCCGAUCACCUCCUUCGUCUCCUGGCCAUCUCACCCUCCAAAAGUAGCGCCAGAGCGCGAGAUAGGAAGCAGGAAGGGCUGGUGAGGGGGUUGUUGAGCGGGAAGGGGGGAUAUGAGGGAGGGAGGGGAGGGGAGGUUUGGGGGGUUGGGGAGGUUGAGGGGGAGGAUGAGAUGGGGGAGAUGGGGGAGAUGGACGGGUAUGGGAUGGGGGAGUGGGAAAGGGAGGGAGAUGAGAUGGGGGAAGGAGGGGAGGGGGAAGAGAGGGAAAGGGAGAGGGUGGAGGUGGAGGAGGAAGAUGGGGAUUGGGAGGGGGAGCCGGUUCCGUGGGAGGUUGGGGAGCUUUAG
Stereum hirsutum FP-91666 SS1 is the source of this 2304-nucleotide messenger RNA. RefSeq lists its product as uncharacterized. The coding region runs from base 1 to 2304 and encodes 767 amino acids. The record is from RefSeq and is a predicted model, not a curated record. Gene Ontology annotation, cellular component: DNA replication preinitiation complex. NCBI's taxonomy places the organism in Eukaryota, Fungi, Basidiomycota, Agaricomycetes, Russulales, Stereaceae. Gene Ontology annotation, molecular function: single-stranded DNA binding; DNA replication origin binding. The transcript is spliced from 2 exons. Gene Ontology annotation, biological process: DNA replication initiation; DNA replication; double-strand break repair via break-induced replication.